UUCUCUCCCCUCUGUCUUUCCCUCCUCUCUCCAUUUCUCUGUCCUAUCCAACGACGACGACAUCCAAACAACAAUAAUAACUACAACAAUAAAACAAGGGCAACAAUAGGGAAUAAAUAAAUAAAUAAGUAAGAAAAAAAUGGUAAACAUGACUGCCAGGUGCAACGGAUUUCUUGUGCAGGCACCCAGCCCCAACAAUAACCCCAGUAGUAAAAAAAAGAAAAAAGUAUAAAAGACAGUAAAGGUAGUCGGCGGCAGGCUACGGCUGAGCCCCAGGGAACGUGUAUUUACAGAGACAGAUCACAGCCCCUUGCGAGGACUGAGACUGUAGCCACACUGACCGGUUGCCAGGGCUUCCCAGAGGUGAGGGACAGCCACGUUAUGUGUCAGGAACAGGUGCAAAGGACGACGGGGCUAUGGUCCGUCUCCUUCAAUUAUUCUAACCUUCCCCGGCCCCCACUGACCAGAAUGGAAACACAAGAGCAGAGAUUGUCUUUUUUUAAAUUUAAUAUUAUAAUUUACUAUUAUCACCAGAGCAUUGCUCAGCUCUGGUUUAUGGUGGUGUGGGGGACUGAACCUGGGACUUCGGGGCCUCAGGAAAGAGACUCUUCGUAUAACCAUUAUAGUGUCUGCCCAGCCUACUUUUUUUUUUUUUCCCCCACUGCUGUCUUCUAUUUCCAACUGCCUUGCACACAGCAAGCAUUCCAAAAUACGGAUAGGAUAAACUAUUAGAAAACUAAGGAUCCCUGGCCCAGUCCACCCCUAGAGGCGAAAAAUGUUCCCAGCAUCCAGACAGCAAGCUCGGAUCACCGGCCUAUGUCACAAUGGGUGAUGUCAUCUCUGAGGACAUUCUCAAGCUGUCCGUGGAUUUAAGCCUUUCAGGCCUUGGAGCCGACGGGAUUAAGGACCUUUUUGUGAGCAGGAUGGCUCUGGAGAGCGUGUGGACCCCACAGACAGCAUUCCCGGGGGACGGCCAUUCCCCACGAGCGAACGAGCAGCCCCCCCUGCAGACCGCUUCCCUGAAGGAAGGCCCGGCCAAGCGGGCUGUGUGGGUCCGCCCCGACUACUCGGACCUGCAGGGCCCCAAGAAAGCCACCGUGGCCCAGAGGAAGUCCUCGCUGGCGGUGACCAAGGCGGUGGUCGUGGACCUGGGGACCGGCUACUGUAAAUGCGGCUUUGCCGGGCUCCCGAAGCCCACCCACAUGAUCUCGUCCACCGUGGGCAAGCCCUACAUGGAGACCGCCAAGACCGGGGUCCACCGCAAAGAGACCUUCGUGGGCCAGGAGCUGGUCAACCCGGGCAUCCGCCUCAAGUUCACCAACCCCCUGCGUCACGGCAUCGUGGUGGACUGGGACGCUGUGCAGGACAUCUGGGAGUACCUGUUCCAGCAGGAGAUGAAGAUCGCCCCCGAGGAGCACGCCGUGCUGGUGUCGGACCCGCCCCUGAGCCCGCACACCAACAGGGAGAAGUACGCCGAGAUGCUGUUUGAGGCCUUCGGCACGCCGGCCAUGCACAUCGCCUACCAGUCGCGCCUGUCCAUGUACUCGUACGGCAGGACCUCGGGCAUGGUGGUGGAGGUCGGCCACGGCGUCUCCUACGUGGUGCCCAUCUACGAGGGCUACCCGCUGCCCAGCAUCACCGGGCGGCUGGACUACGCGGGCUCCGACCUCACGGCCUACCUGACGUGCCUGAUGAACGGCUCGGGCAAGUCCUUCACCGAGGACCAGAUGGGCAUCGUGGAGGACAUCAAGAGGAAGUGCUGCUUCGUGGCCCUGGACCCCCUGGAGGAGAAGAAGGUGCCGCCCGCCGAGCACACCAUCCAGUACACGCUGCCGGAUGGCAAGGGCAUCCAGCUGUGCCAGGAGCGCUUCCUGUGCGCCGAGAUGUUCUUCAAGCCGUCCCUCAUCAAGUCCAUGCAGCUGGGCCUGCACACGCAGACGGUGUCCUGCCUCAACAAGUGCGACGUCGCCCUCAAGCGGGACCUCAUGGGCAGCAUCCUGCUGUGCGGGGGCAGCACCAUGCUCAGCGGCUUCCCCAACCGGCUGCAGAAGGAGCUGAGCAGCAUGUGCCCCAACGACACGCCCCAGGUCAACGUGUUGCCCGAGAGGGACACGGCCGUGUGGACGGGGGGCUCCAUCCUGGCGUCCCUGCAGGGCUUCCAGCCCCUGUGGGUGCACCGCUCCGAGUAUGAGGAGCACGGCCCUUUCUUCCUCUACAGAAGGUGCUUCUGAAGGCCGGCGUCCGGCG
Messenger RNA from Erinaceus europaeus (western European hedgehog), 2247 nucleotides. It is a transcript of the gene ACTL7A, whose product is annotated as actin like 7A. Lineage: Eukaryota; Metazoa; Chordata; Mammalia; Eulipotyphla; Erinaceidae. The coding region runs from base 825 to 2231 and encodes 468 amino acids. Gene Ontology annotation, cellular component: nucleus; cytoplasm. The record is from RefSeq and is a predicted model, not a curated record. The transcript has a single exon.